Molecule: messenger RNA, 1751 nt
Organism: Coregonus sp. 'balchen'
Lineage: Eukaryota; Metazoa; Chordata; Actinopteri; Salmoniformes; Salmonidae
Source: the annotation of a GenBank genome assembly
GACAAGCAUCAACAUCCUGCAGCAGACCUGGCAUCACGUGUGUCCUGAGUCUUGAUCCCUCACACACACCUCUUCAGGAGCGCCUAGGAGCAGCGGGUUAGCACACCCAUCCUUUCUCAUCUGGAACCAUGAGGAAAAGGCUGAUCCAGGUUUUUGGUUUCCUGAUCUCAACGCUGGGAUGGCUUUUUGUGCUUUGUACCAUGGCGAUGGAUUACUGGAGGAUCACCCAGAUAGGUGGCCAGGGAGGCUCCUUCAUUAUCAAGGUGGCCUGGUACUGGUCCAACCUGUGGCAGGACUGCAUCACUCACUCGACAGCAGUCACCAACUGCAGAGACUUCCCUGUGCUGUGGUCUGUCACACGUAAGAACACCGUUCAAACAUCUCAUUUAAGUUUUUGAAAUAUAGAUUACAUUGUAGGAUCUCUGCAAAUUGAUUACAAUCUUGUUGCAAUAUUUCAUACUCAAACAUCACUUUGAAUUCUUGAGAGCAGUUUGUAACUAUUUUCUAAUGGGAAGAGCAACAACAACACAAACUUUGUGCUGAUCGAUGAAAUGUUGACUCAUAUCUACUUCUCCUUUUUUUUUUUUUUGCAGCUAUCAUCCAGGGAGUGAGAGGCCUGCUGAUGUGUGGACUAACCCUUGGGUUUUUUGGUGCAAUAUUUUGCUUUGUUGGCAUGGAGUGCACUUAUAUUGGAGGAGGGGAAAAAAAAAAAAAACAAGGAUACCCUUUUAUUUGCUGGAUCCGUAUUUCACUUUGUCGGUGGUAAGUACUGUCCAUGAUAUGUUUGGUUCUCCAAAUGACAGACAUUGUUUUCCAUCAACAUUUCCUGGUAUGACUGAAACCUCUUCACACAGGUGUGUCAGACUUAGCUGCAUACUGCUUAUACAUCAACAAAGUCGCAAGGAACACUUUCACUCAAUCUUCGCCAGGAAUCCUACGGUAACAUGACUAUUUCAAAGGUCUACAAUGCUGUUUGAAAUUAAAAGUACAAAUUAACAGCUGCAAAUAUUAGUAACUGUACUGAUUUAUGCUUUCUACUCUUGCUAAGGUAUGACUUAGGACCUCCCAUUUUUACUGGAAUAGUUGGAUCUUUUUGCAUCCUCUUAGGGGCCAUUCUCUAUGCUGUGACUGUGUACAAAGUCUUAUUCCCUACAGCAAAGUAAGAACAAGUCAUUUGAUCAGAAUGAUAGACAUUCAUUAUAUCUCUGAACAAUAAGAUCCCAUCAUUCCAGCAUGCCAUCAUUGUGUUUUGCCUUCAUUGAAUAAUGGCAAUGAGAACUAUGUUGUAUUUUGUCUCAUUAUUUCAGAGUGGUGCAUGCCCAUGGUGGUCCUGGAACACGAACAUACAUGGCCUCUCGGUCUGGAGGCAGAACCCUCUACACUGGAUACUACAGACCACCCAGACAGUACAGAUCCUACGGAUCAGGGAGAUCCAGCAGCUCUAAACUCACUAGGAUCUCCCAGAUAACACCUGAGAAACUGUCAGACAGAGAUGCCUUUGUGUAGUGACACUGGCAACAGUACUAGUUCCAGACAAUGCGUUCGUAAAUACCAUUAAGAUGAAGUCUAUUAAGGAAAAUUGUGAACAUUGUUUUUUUUUCCAGCUACAUUAUUUGAUUGUGUCUUUUCAGGUCAAUCUUCAUUUGAUCACUCGGUUGUUGCUGAGAAUUUUCCUGCGCAGAAGGAAAUACUAAUUCUAGUGUAUUCAAGGUUUAAAAAGGCUUCUAAAGUUUGUCAUUUCCACGUUAAAA